UGGACAUAGCAACAGGUCAGUGGGUACUAUAUGGAGUUCUACCAUUCACCACGGAGUGUGACGGCAUUGACCUGAAAAGAGCAGAGCUAUUUUCAUUCUGACAUUCUGACUUUCAUUCUCUUCACCUUUAUUCCUACCAUCUGGCUGUUGGGAAAGGAUAGGACAAUGUGAGGUGAUACUACAACAGCAUGGUGACGCACAUCCUGUGGUGUGCGUUUGCAUGGACAUUCAAGGGUCUGUUAUGUACCUGCAGGUUCUUCUGGGUGAGCCCAUACUACUCAAUCAAACACAUGCCCAAUGAACCUCACGGAACAGGGAAGGAUCAAGUGAAACAAAAAACAGUGAAUCAGGAAAUACCAGGAAGUCAUGAUAGCAGUGCCAUGCAGAGGAGACUGUCCAAAGCUGAGAGGGAGAUUCAGGCCCUCAAGACCCAGAUCACCUUUGAGAGGGCAACAUGGGAGAGGAAGUUUGUGGAACUGCAGGUGAAACAGCAGGACCUACGUUAUCAGCUGAUCUCUGAGACUGUAGCCAGGCCUGGAAGUUUACAUCAGGUGGGCAGCUUCGAGGACCUUGGCGAGUCAGAGGUGGAAAACAGACAGUCUUACGAUGGAAAGGACCAGGACAGCUCAAGCAGCUUGAGCCAUUCCAACCGAAGCAAAGGGUCUGAGAGGAUGUCAUCAACAGGCGACACAUGCCAAAGCAGCUUGUCUGGCAGCCAGGUCUCAUUGAACUCAGCAUUUGGCUCCAGACCCAUUUCUGCUCUGUCUACAGCCACCAGUGGGAGCUCCUGGCGGAGCUACACCGGUCCACACCGGGUUUUUGUGCCUCACUCCCCCCUGGACCUGCAGACGGGACACCGGGUUCGAGUCCUGCUGCCCUCGGGACGGAUCAGCACAGGCACGGUUCGUUACCUGGGCCACCUGGAGGGGGAGCCAGACUUCCAUAUGGGAGUGGAGCUGGAAUCACUUGAACACGGGCAGCAAGAUGGCACACACAGGGGACAGUGCUACUUUGAAUGCAAGGCUGGCCACGGUGCCUUUGUGCCAUUCACCAAGCUGUUGAUGGCCUGGGAGUGAUGACAUCACAGUCUCUAUGGUGGAGGGUUACAUCUGGAUGAAUCAUAUGGACUCUUUGGCAUCAAUUACGAAUGGUCUCUGAAAGUAAACUUACACUACUGGUCAAAAGUUUUAGAACA
Messenger RNA from Salvelinus sp. IW2-2015, 1195 nucleotides. RefSeq lists its product as uncharacterized. Gene Ontology annotation, molecular function: microtubule plus-end binding. Gene Ontology annotation, biological process: cytoplasmic microtubule organization. The record is from RefSeq and is a predicted model, not a curated record. Lineage: Eukaryota; Metazoa; Chordata; Actinopteri; Salmoniformes; Salmonidae. Gene Ontology annotation, cellular component: microtubule plus-end; nucleus; cell cortex.